UGAUUACAAAAUUAAACUUCUAAUUUUAAAUGAUGCGUGUUGCAUUUCCAUUAUUGAUUUAGAUUUGUUGGGUUCGUGGAAAAGGAUGUACGACUAUAAAUGAUUAUAGUUUUAACACUUCUAACAUUUCAUGUAGGAAAAUUUGUUCAACUUCAAUCCGAUAAAUGAAGACUAAAUAUGAAUCGACUUGAUUCGAAAUAAAUUGCACAUAAAAAUUAAAUAUGUUUUGUUAUAAGAAUUAGGUACACACAUGAAUACAAAUUGACCCACAUGUGAUAUAGUUUUUAAAUUCCGUCCAAAACCCGAAUAUACACCUCUACUUUAGAGUAUCACUAUACCUUUUAAAGCAUACCUAAUUUACAAAAGACAGCAAAAUAAUAUCUCACUCUCGGCCCCAAAAAUGUUUUAGAGCUAGCAUUGGAACUCAAUUAUUCUGUAGGCCUAUUCAUUCCCCCCCCGCCCCUCCCCCCCCCCCCCCCCCCCUCCUUUCCAUGUAUUUUUAUUCCUUGCAAGUUGCAACAUUUGUUUGUCUUCUAAUGAGUUUCUUAGAUUGCUUGUUUUUCUUAUCUUUUAUGUUUUCUUAGUUCUUAUUAUUGUUUAGUAGCUUCUUCUAUUAUAAUCCCUACCUACUUAUUGUAUAUUGUAUGAACAUGCAUGCUCAACAAACACAAUUAAAGCAUAAUUUACUUUUAAUUAUACAAAGGAUGAAGGAAAGAAGCCAGAAACUGAGGGAGCCGAAAAGCCAGCCGAGGGAGCUGAAAAGCCAGCCGAUGAGAAGCCAUCAGAGCCAGCAAAACCUGAGGAAGCAGCCAAAGAAGUGGCUAUUGAGUCGAAGAAAGAAGAAGCACCAAAGCUGGCAGUUGAGCCACCUAAGCCUGAAGCCUCUGAGCCAAAGAAAGAAGAGCCUAAACCAGCUGCAACUCCAGCCACGGCUCCAGCCACAGCUGACAAAAAAGUGGAUGAGAAGAAAGUUGAGGCUAAGUGAAGCACACUGAUUGUUAAUUCAUGGAUUGUUCCUUUAAAAAAAAAAAAGAAAAGAAAAAAAAAAUCUAAUAAUAUGUUUGUGAUUGGUUAGGACUUACUAUUUUUUCAUUUGAUGAAUUAGUUUAUUUGGUAUUUUGUUUAAAUGAAUAUAUUCAUGGGAGGAGAAUGUUGUUGUGGCAAAAACCAAAAAGAGGCAUUGUUUUGUGAAUUAUAUUUCAUUAUAUAAGAUUUUGUUGUUAUGCCCAUUAA
Amaranthus tricolor (Joseph's coat) is the source of this 1233-nucleotide messenger RNA. RefSeq names its product pollen-specific leucine-rich repeat extensin-like protein 1. The transcript is spliced from 2 exons. The record is from RefSeq and is a predicted model, not a curated record. NCBI's taxonomy places the organism in Eukaryota, Viridiplantae, Streptophyta, Magnoliopsida, Caryophyllales, Amaranthaceae. Bases 645 to 995 code for a protein of 116 amino acids.